Molecule: messenger RNA, 1032 nt
Organism: Lytechinus pictus (painted urchin)
Lineage: Eukaryota; Metazoa; Echinodermata; Echinoidea; Temnopleuroida; Toxopneustidae
Product: histone-lysine N-methyltransferase SETMAR-like
Exons: 2
Coding region: 75-950 (291 amino acids)
Cellular component (GO): nucleus
Molecular function (GO): zinc ion binding; protein binding; histone methyltransferase activity
Source: RefSeq, a predicted model, not a curated record
UCUAGCUACGUUCGUGACACGUCUCGACUAAACACGUUAAUCUAGGACUAGGUUUAGCUUGUUCAGUUCAGUACAUGGAGGGUUUUUCUAUCUUUGCUGGGCCUGAAUCACAGGGUUUGUCCGACCAUGAAUUCAAUUCUGAUUUUGAGUAUAUACAGUCAAAUGUACGUGGUCAUGGACAGAUGGGAACAGAUCCCCAAGAAAUAGAGUACUGUGGAUGUUCCUGUCAAGUUCCAUCCUGUGGGCCAUCAUGUCCUUGUCUCAAGCGUUAUGGACCAAACUACACUUUAUCUGGGAAGCUGCUUCAAAGUGAGAACAGACUACCUGAUCAAGCUUCACGUGAUCCAUCAUUUACAUCCUCAAAACCAAUAUUUGAAUGCAAUGCAUCUUGUAAGUGUGGUGAGAAUUGUGUUAAUCGCUUGGUCCAACGUGGCACCCAUCACAAAAUGGAAGUCUUUAAAACUCGUUACAAGGGUUGGGGUGUCCGUGUUUUAGAACCAAUAGAAGAAAAUGAGUUUGUGUGCGAGUAUGUUGGAGAAGUGUUGACAAAAGAGGAAGCAAAGGCAAGGAUGACAAAUCUGAGAAAGGAUGACAUGAACUAUUUAUUUGUUCUCAGGGAAAACUUUGAGGAACACAGCAGAAUAGAAACUUUUAUUGAUGCACGGCUGAAAGGUAAUAUAGCAAGGUUUAUCAAUCAUUCUUGUGAACCUAAUUUAUUCUUGGUUGUUGUCCGUGUCCAUAAUGAAGUUCCCAGAGUGGCCAUGUUUGCAAGGAGAGACAUCACGUUUGGUGAAGAAUUGAGUUAUAAAUACUGUUGGAAUGUAGAUAUACCAUGUGAUUCAGUGAAUGGGGAGACAACUGGUCAAAAUACAGAACUAUCUUCAAAGCAUUGCAUGUGUGAAAGUCAUUCUUGCCUGAAAUAUCUCCCUCGUGAUUUGUCAAUAUACUGAACAUGUUUGUUGUGUUUUACUUUUGGUUUAUCUCACAUGAAAAUUUAGUUGAAACAAAUAAAUUUGUCUUUGAAGUAGGCUG